Messenger RNA from Pristis pectinata (smalltooth sawfish), 1734 nucleotides. RefSeq names its product transmembrane protein 39B (gene tmem39b). Bases 164 to 1630 code for a protein of 488 amino acids. The transcript is spliced from 9 exons. Lineage: Eukaryota; Metazoa; Chordata; Chondrichthyes; Rhinopristiformes; Pristidae. Gene Ontology annotation, cellular component: membrane. The record is from RefSeq and is a predicted model, not a curated record.
GCUUCUCUCCGGCUGUUUGCGGCGCCAGGUCGUAGAUGCGGUUGUUUGCGGAUUAUUUGGUGUUUAUUCAGUAGCCGUGCGGAGCUGGCUGCUUGGCAGGUCUGCAAGCCCUUGAACCAAAUAUCAAACAUCAAGGGUGAAAAAUAAAGUGCCACUCUUUGGCAUGGCAGGGGGCAGAAGAGGGCCAAGUAGGACAUCCUAUUGCAGGACACCACUCAACGAAUCUGGAUCAUUAGGAGGUUCUGGCUAUUCUACCAGCUCACCUAUUACAGGAGUACGGUCAAGAACCAGGAGUGGGUCAGGAACUGGCUUGACAAGUCCUCCCCUUGCAACCCAGACUGUGAUUCCUUUGAAACACAGCAAGAUUCCUGAACUACCUCUUGAGAAAAGCAUUCUGUUUGAACUUCAUCUUCUCUUCUGCCACCUCAUAGCUUUGUUUGUUCAUUAUAUCAACAUCUAUAAAACAGUAUGGUGGUAUCCUCCUGCUCAUCCACCUUCAUUCACAUCACUGAACUUCCACCUGAUUGAUUACAAUUUACUAAUCCUCAUCAUUAUUGUGUUGGCUCGUCGUCUUAUUAUUGCAGUUGUCAAAGAGGCAUCUCAUGGAGGUAAAAUCUCAGUACCCCAAUCAGUCAUUUUUGUGACCACAUCGAUUCGCAGUCUUGACUGGAACAGGAUGGAGCCUGUGCCGAUCACUCAUUUACCUCUUUCGAACGUAUUCUUUUUUGAAUUGUUGUUCCUGUGUUAUCCGUUUGGAAUGUACAUCCCUUUCUUUCGGUUGAAAUAUGAUACAAAGAAGUCCAAUCUCUCAUCUGUGGCCAACAUAGGCCCCAAUGAAACAAUAACAGCAAUUGAAAGAAGUAAAGACUACUUAACAGUUUUAAAGGAGACCUUGAAAAAUCAUACAAACCAGAUGCACAGCCUAAAUUCUAUGCCAACACAUGCAUGCUGCUUGUCUCCAGAUCUGAUAAGAAAUGAAGUGGAACACCUGAAAAUGGACUUCAAUUGGCGCAUGAAGGAAGUUCUGGUUAAUGCAAUGCUGAGUGCUUAUUACAUAGCCUUUGUGCCUGUUUGGUUUAUAAAAAGUACACAAUAUUAUGACAAGAGGUGGUCCUGUGAGCUUUUUAUCUUAGUUUGGGUCAGCACAUGUGUAAUACUAACAAGGCAUCUCUUACCACCACGUUAUUGUGACCUGCUACACAAAGCAGCAGCACAUCUGGGUUGUUGGCAGAAAGUAGAUCCUACCCUCUGUUCCAAUGUGCUUCAGCAUCCCUGGUCAGAAGAGUAUAUGUGGCCACAGGGAGUGUUAGUAAAACAUAAUAAGAAUGUAUACAAAGCCAUGGGAAAUUACAAUGUGGCAAUCCCUUCAGAUGUUUCACACUUCAGGUUUUAUUUUUUCUUCAAUAAACCAUUGAGGAUCCUGAAUAUUCUUAUCAUUAUAGAAGGACUCGUCAUCCUCUAUCAAUUGUACUCGUUAAUAUGUUCUGAAAAGUGGCAUCAAACAAUAUCUCUUGCGUUGAUCCUCUUCAGUAAUUAUUAUGCCUUCUUUAAGCUACUCAGAGACAGAAUAGUCCUGGGCAAAGCAUAUUCAUAUUCUGCAAGUGGAAAUUCAGAGAGUAAAGUGAACUAGAUAUUCUGCCAUGUAUCCCACAGCAUCUGUUAAAAUGAUCAAGCUUUGUAUUUUUUUGUUACAGUUGUUUUCAUGUAACUUGCAUUAAAAUAUUUUUAUAUGUC